This is a messenger RNA of Peronospora matthiolae, 2169 nucleotides long. The record is from the annotation of a GenBank genome assembly. Lineage: Eukaryota; Oomycota; Peronosporomycetes; Peronosporales; Peronosporaceae.
AUGGACUCGGACUCUAGUCGGUCCCAUCCACCGCCUCAUUCGCACCACUCAACGAUGCGGUCGGACGGGUCAGUGCCGUCAACUUUCCGAUCGGAAGCUGUGGCACGUCACGCGGGACACGACGACCAAAGUGGUCCCAUGGGUUCGCCCCAUGCUGCAUACGGGAACCUGGACUCGCUCCCCACCGGUCCGACGCCAGCUGCCCUGCACGCUUCGUUCUCCCAAGUGGACGACACUGGCAGUGCAAUCCCAGCAGCUAAGCCAAAGAUUGCGCUCUUUGACGCGACUUCCGAGAGCUCAGCGUCCGACGGGUUCCGUCAACGAGCAGCUUUGCAAACGUGUUCCAUCAGCUGGCAGCACAUUUCGUACUUCAUUCAGUCGACGGACCACGCACGGGGCGGUCGGUCAUCCUUCUGUUCAACUACUCGGUCGUCGAAACGGACGUCGGAAACCUCUUCGCUCGAAGCGCAAUUCGAGCGGCACCAACCUCGGAAGAUCCUGAACAACGUCUGGGGUCGAUCAGGACCGGGCGAGUUGACAGCGAUUCUAGGCCCUUCAGGAGCGGGGAAAACCACGUUGCUUGAUAUGCUGGCAGACCGCGUCCUCGCUGGCGGAUCCGGGGUCCAUUUGGAAGGACUCGUGGAAGUGAAUGGCCAACCUCGAGACCUGUGCACGUUCCACUCGAUCAUGAACUACGUGUCGGAAGACAUGGCGUUCCUCGGAGCUUUCACGGUCCUUGAGACGUUGCAAAUAGGGGCGGGCUUGAGCUUACCGGGCCACAUGCCCCCGAUCCAGAGGGAAGCUCGAGUGCAAGACGUGAUUGAUGCAAUGGGGUUGAGGUCGUGUGCGAAUGCCAGAGUGGGCGACGUCUUUCAUAAAGGCAUCUCGUCCGGCCAGCGCAAGCGGUUGGGGAUCGCGCUGGAACUGCUCUCGGAUCCAGCUUUGCUGCUGCUGGAUGAACCCACGUCGGGGUUGGACUCGUCUUCGGCUCGAGGGGUGAUGCAAUACAUUGAACGGUUGUGUCAAGAAGGAGGCAAGAACGUCGUGUGCACGAUCCAUCAACCGUCUUCGUCUAUCUAUGGCAUGCUGACGAACCUCGUGAUCCUCAGUGACGGCGAGCUCAUCUACAGUGGCCCGACGAAUGCGGCGAUCGCUCACUUCUUUGCAAUGGGGUACGUGUGUCCAAUGUACACGAACCCAGCCGAGUACUUUGUGCACCUGGUGAACACCAACUUUCACGACGGGUUGAAGAUCGAGCCGUUCAUCCGUGCACUGAAGGAAAGUGCCGAGCCCCAACGGCUUCGCGCUGACGUUGUGCGGGACCGAUCACGUCGAGACCAGUUGACGAAUCCGGAGCUUUUGAAAGCCAUGCGGCCGUGGCCAAUGGACCAGUUUGUCGUCUUGCUCAAGCGGAACUUGACCAACAAUUGGCGACAUCCAGGGGUCUUCUGGCUGCGGGUCCUCAUGUACGUGUUGCUGUCGCUCAUGGUGGGCACCAUGUACUUGAGCUCCAAUUCCGGCAUCAAGGACGCGUCGAUUGUGCCGCUGCUGUUCUACGUGCAAGCUUUUCUCGUCUUCAUGUCCGUGGCAGCGCUUCCAGCUCUACUGGAACAUCGUGCAGUCAUGGAGCGAGAAAUGCGCUCGUACGCGUUGUCGUUGACGGGGUACACGCUCUCGAACCUAUUGGCUUCGCUGCCUGGUAUCCUCCUCAUUUCGGUCCUUGCGUCCGUCAUUGUGGUGUUUCUGGCUCAAGUGCAUUCCUUUGGGACGUUCCUGCUCAACUUGACCUUGUCGCUCAUUGCAGCCGAGUCUUUGAUGCAUUUGCUGGGUGCAGCUGUGCCCCAUUAUAUCAUGGGCAUUGCCCUGGGUGCUGGUCUCUUUGGCAUGUUCAUGCUCUGCGAAGGGUUCAUGGUGCCGUUCGACGAUAUGCCUGUGUACUGGAAGUGGGGCUACUACAUUGCGUUCCACACGUACUCGUUCGAGGCUUUCAUGUACGAACAUUUCUCCGCGGUCGAUACGGACGAAGCGUGGGACCUGCUCAAGUUCUACGGCAUGGACAAAGUGAACGUCUGGAAGGACAUGUGCAUUCUGGCUGGGUACUCGGUCGUCUUGCAGAUCCUCGUUAUCGGAGCGCUGUCUCUUCGAUUCAAUCGACACCGUCGCCGCUAG